CUUAGGCCAAGCAACAAGUAUCAGAAACACCCAUUUCUCUCGUGCCCCUCUCUCCACCUUUAUACUAUAAGACCUUCCACGACCCAUUUCCCAAUCGAUUCACCAAACACUUCCCUCGCCCCAACGCCCCCCAACGCCUAACACAAUGUCAGCAACACAACCAUCACAAAUCACCCAACCAUCCUCCUCUGACACCAACGCCCAAUCCAACCCCAACAACAAGCGCGUUCGUGAUUCCAGCAAGCACCCACUCUACCGCGGCGUAAGAAUGCGCGCUUGGGGCAAAUGGGUGUCUGAAAUCCGCGAGCCUCGCAAGAAAUCCCGCAUUUGGUUAGGAACCUUCCCCACACCAGAGAUGGCCGCUAGAGCCCACGACGUUGCUGCCUUGUCCAUCAAAGGUAAUUCCGCUAUUCUCAACUUCCCUGAACUCGCUCACUCCCUUCCCCGCCCUGUCUCCUUCGCCCCUCGCGAUGUUCAAGCCGCCGCUGCCAAGGCCGCCCACAUGGACCCUUUUCAGUACUCCACCGACGACUCCGACGAGCUCAGCGAAAUCGUCAAGCUGCCUAGUCUCACCACCAAUUACCUUAAUAACGAGUUCGUCCUCAUGGACUCCACCGAUGGCUGGGUUUACCCGCCCCCAUGGUUACGAACCAUGGACGAUUGCAGCUAC
Messenger RNA from Cucurbita pepo subsp. pepo (vegetable marrow), 670 nucleotides. The record is from RefSeq and is a predicted model, not a curated record. Lineage: Eukaryota; Viridiplantae; Streptophyta; Magnoliopsida; Cucurbitales; Cucurbitaceae.